Cladocopium goreaui is the source of this 4083-nucleotide messenger RNA. Lineage: Eukaryota; Dinophyceae; Suessiales; Symbiodiniaceae. The record is from the annotation of a GenBank genome assembly.
AUGCAGAAUACUGUUGAAGUUUUCUUUCACUUUGCACAACAAAUUGACGUCCACAAUGCCAUCAAGGAGCUCAAGACAGACCCCAGUGAUGGCGACAGUCCGCGAUUUGCAAGCAGACAGAAUGAUAGGCAAGAAGAUCGAACUGGGAGGCAACCUACUUGGCCGCUACCCAGGGCCGAUUUUGCAGCAGGCCAACUCCGUAGGCUCUCACGCUUGGUUGAUGAAGCUGAUCUUGUUGAAUGUGAAGAAGAAGGCAGAAUUGCAUACAUCACGACAUGGUAUCUUCACCACUCUGAGCACAAGACCUGCAGAGACUCGCGUCCUGUGCGACUCUCCGAUCACCCAGAAGAGUGGAAGGCACAGAUUAUAGAAGCUUGGCAAGACGUUGUACGUCUGGACCAAAGUCUCUCGCUGAGUCUGGUCACACCACAACCACCUUGCAGUGACCUAGAAUGCACACAGGCUCAUGUCCUUAUUGAGCAAGGCCAGCAGCCUGACCAAGUUGGAUUUGUAAUCUCUGUCAUUGAUGAGGCAUGCACAGAUCAGCGACGAGAGCAGAUCAUGCAUUCUGCGCAUUCAGAUGAAGCAAUGCAAACACGUGGCAGCAUUAUCCAUUUGGCAAGAUUGCAGACCCUGCAGCCACAAGGUCAGUGCCGUGUGACCUGGAAGCAAUUUCCCUUUGCUAUCCAUGACCCUGAAAUUUUGGAGAGUGCCACGAACGUUGUGAUUCAGCUGCCUCGCAAUGAUGUCGCCGUCAGAGAUGAAGUGUUCUCACUCAUGCAGUCGGAGCUCAUUCUGCAGCCAGCUUCGACAACACAGAACAGUUCCCAUCAAUCCGGCAGUCAGUGUGCGGUCGACAUCAAUCAUUCAGCACCGCCGAGUGAAGCCAUAGCGUUUCAAUUCAAUCUCAAUGCGGCCCCAUUCCAACCUGGACAGGCCAAUCUUUUUGGAGCCAAUGAGUUUGUAAUUGAUCUUUUUGCACAGUGGAACCAACAUGCUGCCGUUUGGGAUGAAGAAAUGCCUUCUUGCACAAUCGAGACCUGGUUUGUUGACCACAGAUGGCAGAAUCCACACUGCCGCAACAGCAGACAAAAGCAACUCUUUGCCAAUUAUUGGCAAUGGGAAGAUGAGCUACGGAGAUUGUGGAUUGAAUAUGUUGACGCAAGAAGCAACAUUGAUUUCUACGUCGUCCACCCGAAACCUCCAAGUGGUACGAAUGCUGUUGCAGCGCAUGUCAUUUUGGUGCAACAAGAGCGAGAAGACUGGGUCACAAGCUUAGUGAGUGUCUACGAAGCUCGGCCAGACCGUCCGAGCUUGCACUACAACAUCGCUGUCACAACACAUGAGCAUAUUCUUGUUGACAAUUUACUGCGAGUUGUUGGGCAUGAGACGCACUGCCUUGCGACCAUCCCAUCUCAUGGUUUUGCUGCAUGGUAUCUUCAGAUACAACUUCACCGCGGACAACCUCUAGCUGGAAGGAGUGGUUAUGGUAUUUCGCUUCAGAUUUGGCAAUUUCGCCUUGCUGACUAUCUGCCACACACCGCUGAACUGCUUGAGGCACAACAUGGCCCAACUCUUCUGCAAACAAAGGCACAAAGAAGAACAAUUUGUAUCGAAGAAGCUCUUGUCGAUGAUAGUGAACAAGACCAGAAAUCCGAUGAGGGCCCAUCAUAUGCUGUCAGGCUACGUGCAGGGGACCUCACUGUCCAGGUGCCCUCCUUUCUGGAAAUUGAUGGUGUGCCCACUGAAAGCAAGAUCGUUGAUGAGUUAAAGCACUGGGGUCAUGAUUGCUAUGUAUUUCAAUUUGCGGGGCACCAUGAAUUCCUCUGUCUUUCUCGCGAUCGUAUACAUGAUGACAGUGUUCGACACUAUAUCUUUGGCAGCACGGACGGCACAGAUCCGAAUGCAGCUUUUCUACACUCCCACAAAGGGGAUGUAUUGAACGAGUUGGACUGCAUGAAGAUUCUGCACAGCUUGGGAUAUUUCAAGACAACUAUCCAAGCGAUCAUUCAGUGUCUGCCAGAUGUAUAUAAGGUCGUCUUUGUACCUCAAAUGUCCAUCCUUGAUCCAGGAAGCCUGCAGUUAAGACCGCCAACACCGUGGCCUGACCGCACUCCUGCGGAGCUGAGGACACAGCCUCGGCCCAACUUUUGCUGUGAAGACCUCCCUGUGGAAUGUGGACCAUGCAAACUCAGUUUAGGAGUCGAUGUAGCAACAUUGGCAUCGUUCUUCUCGCAAGAGGAAUUCCCACUUUGCACAACAUUUGAAGGUCUGCAACUUCCGCCCUCAACGGCAAUGGCACCCUUCUUUGACUGGUCUACAAGUGAAGUUGUACGCAUUGCCUCUGGAGCCUACAAAGGGCAUCACGGAACUGAGCUAUGGAUUAGUCUGAAACAGCCUUACGCUUACGUGCUGGGUAAACCGCAGUUUUUCCACCGCAGACACUUCACAGUUCGACAUGCUGAUCCCCGCACACUUCUGGUCUCCAUUGAUGCACCAUUCCUGAAUGCUUUGGUUUUGGUUGGUCAUGGUCCUCAAAGUGGACAGCCACUCUCAGAUCGAGAGCAAUGGUGGCAUUUCUGUGGAGAGCUCUGCACGCGACAAAGAGCCUGCGACUCACAGUACUUGUUUGCACUGCUUGAUGCGAAUGCAGCAGCAGGAGUGCGUGACGAUAUUCUUGUGGGUCCUCAUGAAGAUGCGCCAAGUGCCAGCACACCAAUGUUGAGAGCGUUUUUGGAGGAACAAGAACUUUGUCUCCCAGCGACCUUUUCAACACAUGUUGGCAAGCAUUCCACCUGGACGUCACCCUCGGGUGAGCUGCAAUGUCGCAUUGAUCAUGUUGUCAUACCGCAGUCUCUACGUUCGAAAUGCGAAUUUUCUAUUGUUGACGAGAACUUUGACCUUGGACUGACCCACAUUGACCAUGAACUGGUGGGCGUGCAGUUACAUUGGCAAGGAUGUAGUCAACAAAGUUUGCAGACGGCACAUCAGAAACAAGGUUUUGAAAGGGCUGAUCUUAGCCGUUUGAGUCUGCAGACUGACAUGAAGGAUUACAAGGUCCCAUGCUGGGCUCACAACAUUGAACAACAUGUUGAUCAUUUCAAUGAGUUUGUCAUCACAGCCAUGGAAAAGACGCACCCCAGUCGGAAAAGAGGCCCCAAGAAACCCUAUUUGGAUGAAAAAACCUGGGCAUUGCGAACGUUGAAACUCCGUCAUCGCAAAACCCUACGUGAAAUCCAUCGAAGACAGAAGAUUGAACUGUUGUUUCAAAUUUGGCGUGCUUGGACCCGACAGAUUGGAGAUCAGCAGCAGGUGGACUCUGUCCGAUGUUAUUCAGCCACCCUAGCGUGCUGCUCUGUGCGUUGCAUGGCUCAACUCCACAAUGUUGCUCAGCAGCUGAAGGUCCGACUGUGCAAGGCGAAAGCGCACUUGCUUCAAAGCCGACUUGAACAGCUGCCAGGAGAAGCCAGUGCUGGUCAGAUAUUACAAGCCAUUCACAAAAUUCAGGGACCCACGAAUCCGAAAAAGAUCAAGAGACGCCCAUUUCCACUGCUGAAGAAUGAUGACGGCACACACUGUGCGUCUGGCAGCCAGAGGAGUGAUCGAUGGGCUGAAUUCUUUUGCAAUAUGGAAGGAGGAAGGCGUUUAUCACACCAUGAGCUCAGAGAAGGUUGGAUCGACAAUUUGAAGCACUUCCGGCAGCAUCAGUUUGACUUGAACUUGGAGGUAUCUUACUCCCAUGUACGCAUUGGUCGAGCUGUUGGCAUGGACUCCAUCCCUCCGGAAGCAUGCAAAUACAAUGCUGGCCAAUUUGCGCGUGCCACCUUUUCACAACUGCUCAAGAUGACCCUCCAUGGGCAAGAGGCCAUCCCUCAUAAGGGUGGCCGUCUCACUGCAGCUUACAAAGGGAAAGGUGAUGUUGAUGACUGCGCGUCGUACCGCAGUCUUUUGGAGGCGUGGGACGCCUCCUUGGUCCCACGCUCACAGGAGGUGAAGGACUUGACGUUUCGUUGCCAAAAGAAGUAUCCUUGCCAGCGUCUCUCAGACUUAACGCUGGAUAGGAGUAAGCAGCGCAGGCUGUGA